GCCGGGCCCUUUUCUGGCCGGGCCGGGCGGCGGGCCCGCAGCCCCGGCGGAGCCAGGCGUCCGGCGCGGCGUGGUGGCGGCUGCCGUGCCCGGGGUUAUGCGCUGGGGUGAUGGUCCCGCCGGCCGGCGCUAGGCUCCUCCCGCGCCCGGGAGGGAGCCCCUACCUCAGCCUUCUCCUCCUCCUGGUGCUGUGCCGCGGCGGCGAGUGUCUGCCGCGCCACCGGCCCGCGGGGCCGCCCGUGGUGCUGGUUCCAGGGGACUUGGGUAAUCAGUUGGAAGCAAAGUUAGACAAGCCAUCAGUAGUGCACUAUCUCUGCUCUAAGAAGACAGACAGUUAUUUUACACUCUGGCUGAAUUUAGAAUUGCUUCUGCCUGUUAUCAUUGACUGCUGGAUUGAUAAUAUCAGGCUGGUAUAUAAUCGAACAAGUAAGACUACAGAACCACCAGAUGGAGUGGAUAUCAGAGUUCCAGGUUUUGGUCAGACGUUUUCCUUGGAAUUCCUUGACCCAAGUAAAAGGAGUGUUGGCAGUUACUUUUAUAUGCUGGUGCAGAGUUUAGUAGACUGGGGCUACAAACGUGAUGAAGAUGUAAGAGGAGCACCUUACGACUGGCGAAAGGCGCCAAAUGAGAAUGGAGACUAUUUUGUGGCCCUUCGCAAGAUGAUAGAGUUAAUGUAUGAGCAGUAUGGAAGUCCUGUUGUCUUAAUUGCCCACAGUAUGGGUAAUAUGUACACCCUCUACUUCCUCAACCAUCAGAGUCAGGAUUGGAAAGACAAGUACAUAAAGGAUUAUGUGUCAUUAGGCGCUCCAUGGGGAGGAGUGGCUAAAACUCUCCGUGUGCUGGCUUCAGGUGACAACAACAGAAUACCUGUUAUCAGUUCACUGAAGAUUAGAGACCAGCAGAGAUCAGCAGUUUCCACAAACUGGAUGCUCCCCUACAACUACACAUGGCCUCCAGAUAAGGUCUUUGUAAGCACACCUACAGCUAACUACACUCUUCGGGAUUACCAAAAAUUCUACAGGGACAUCAAUUUUGAAGAUGGCUGGCUCAUGAGACAAGACACUGAAUCCCUGGUCUACCAGAUGACACCACCUGGUGUGCGCAUACACUGUCUUUAUGGUACGGGUGUGGAAACACCUGAUUCCUUCCAUUAUGAAAGUUUUCCUGACAAAGAACCUAAGAUUCUUUACAGUGAUGGGGAUGGUACAGUAAACUUACAGAGUGCCUUGCAAUGUCAAAAGUGGGUGGACAUGCAAAAACAGGAAGUGGUGAUAUUUGAGCUUUCAGGAAAUGAGCAUAUUCAAAUGCUAUCCAAUGAUACUACUAUCUCCUAUGUGAAAAAGCUGCUUUUUGAUUUGUGAUACCUUGUGUUGACAGUUAUUUUCCUCACCUGUGAUGCCUUCCCUUAAAUAUGGGAAAAUGCCUUUCAAUCCCUUGAUAUUUAGAUAUUUGAAUUAUUUAUUUUGUGGUUUUUUUUUUUAAUGCUGUGUUCAAAAAGUUGUUUGGUAUCCUAAAUGAUUGUCUCUGGUUUGUUUUAUGAUGCUUCAUGGUAUUUUCACAUCCUGCAAAUUUGGUCAAAUAUGCAUUUUGGUGCCUCUGUUGUGUCCAGUAGUCAUGCAGACUUUUGUUUGGAGAUCGUGCAGCCCUUUGCACAUACUACAUAGAAUCACAGAUACCUGAGUUCCUUUGUGUGGUCUUUGCAGGGCUUGGAGUGGGAGGGCUAGGAGGACUGCAAUUUCAGAUGCCCAUAAAACAAGGGCAUGAUUUUAAUUUGGGAAGCGCAGUAAACGUUUAAAAAGGGUCUUGCAUAUUCUGAUCCACAGUUCCCUGUACCUUAGUUUGUAAAUGUGUGUAUCUACUAGGUAAGAUAGGGAAGAGGUCUGCCUGGUACUGUACUACCUUUGUCAUAAUCCAGCCUUUCUUUAUUACAGCUUUUGGAGGAAAGAAAUAGAUGUGUGAAUUACUUGAACUUGGGUAUUUUUUUUAGUUUCUUUUUUUAAAGAAGAAAUUGUUUGCUCAUUAACUGCUAGAACCUGAUCACAUACCAUCUGGAGUCUGAGGAAUUCUCACCUUGUGCUUCAUUUAUCAAUGAGGGAAAGAAGCUAAACAGUAGUUGGUGCUUGCAAUAACUGUAGCUGUAUGGAGUAGCAUAUAAAUAAAAGGUAACUGAAUUGAAUACUGGCAGAUAAUCCAUAAAGUGCGGAAUUGCAUUUCUGGGUGAAAAAUGAUCUCCUGUAGUGGAAAUGAUAAUGGAUGGUGGCCGUGAAUUCAGAAAGAAAAGUGAACUUCCUGAAAUGGGGUGGGGAAUGGAAGCCAGCCUAAUACAGCGUGAAGUAUAAACCUUGUUCCCAGUCAAAUACUUAAGCUCUGAUCCAGUUACUAAACAAGCAGUGACUGAUCAACAUUGCAUUCAUCUAAAAAGAAACCUUAUGUUUUAAGACUAGAAUCCAUUUCCCAUAGAUUACAGCUUUCAUUAUAUGCUGUUUCAAGUUGUUGAGAUACACUGUUUCUUAAAUGUUUCUAUAAAUUGCUGAACAUGCAGCUCUGUUAAUUUCCUACAGUAUUGUUUUACUCAAUGUUUAAAGACGAAAAAAUCAACUCUGAACUCCACAGAAAUGAUAGCCUAAAGGCCAUCAUACUUACAAUCUUGGUUACAGAAGUCCUGCUGGAGAAAGUUUCACUCAAAGUUCUUUUGCUUGCUUUAAAACCAGUCACCUAGCUAGACUGCACUUAAUUUUCUGAAAAUGCAAUUUGGAAUGCUUUCAAAAUGCUAGGUCCUCCAAGAAAAAAUGUUUUAAGAGUUUCAGAAACUCAUCAGAACUGUUGAGGAUUCAUUACUUAAGAAACUGAACUUGUCUAAAGGGUGAAGUUUUAAACUAUUUUGGUAGCGUGCAUAAAAUGUUUGUUGCCAUUACACCCAUCAAUAAGAUGUGUUGACAUAACAGGCUUGAAGUCCUGUUACUGUAGAAUGCAAACAUUUUGGCAUAGGCAGUACGUUUAAGGCUUUAAGUUUUAACUCGGGAAUGACUUUUAAAUCCAGAAAAACUGGAACUAGGGUCGUGGAUAAGCUAAUAUCUUCCCAGGUUUUAACUUCCAUGUGUAUCUUCAUUUCCCCCCUGCAUUUUCCCUAUUACUUUUGCUGAGGGAGAGUACACAUUUUCCUGAUUUUUAAAAUGGAACAUUUAUCUUGUCCUCAGUUGCCCAGGAACCUACAGUUCAGCAGCAAUAUUGCCUAGACUUUUCCAGAGUAAGUACUGAGCUGCCCAAACCAUUUGUAAUUGGUAACUGUUGAAAUGGAAAAGAACCAAAAAAACCCACCUCAACCAAAAAACCCAACAACAUCCCCCUGCCCCCCUCCCCCCAAAAAACCCAACCCAAACAACCUAAAUCGACAACAAAAUGCAACCCCAGAACAAAAAACAAACCCCCACAAAAAGUCCUUUAGCCAAGUGUUCUAUUUUAUGCAGGGCUGUUAGCUGGGUAAGCUUCAGGCUUGUGUUCCAAGACUUCUCAAAGAGGAUAAAGCUUUUUCUAGAAAAUGGCAUAUAACAAUCUGUAUUUCUUGCUGAAGUAGAAUGUCUGUUAAUAAGCACUGGAAUGAGUGGAGCUGGAGGCUUUAUUGCAGGAUACCAACAUGGGCAUCAAGGGCUGAAAAAAUGAGAAAACAUAGGUAAAUGGUUCUUACCCUGAUCUGGAGAAUGUUUCUAAGCUUCACUUAGAUCUUUACCUAUUGGUGGCAUUCUCAGUCUCAUAUCAAGAGUUUAGCUUCAGGGGUUUUUGAUUUGAAGUUCCAAAAAAAAAAAAAAAAGAUUCCAAAAGGUGUGCUUUUUUAUUUUUUUCUUCACUACUUUUUGUGCUCUAAAAGAGAUUUAUUUUUUAUUUUUUCUCAUUUUGGCAAUCUAGUACUAUUUCUGAGAUUAGUUGACUGUAUCCUUUAACCUAAAGAUGUGUAAAUCAGCUUUCCAUUAGUAGACAAGCCCUAGAGUGUGUCUCUAUUUAAAUAAACUUUUGUCAGUUAACUUUAUAAAAUGAAGCUGAAGAUUUUUCAGGGCUCUUUUUUUGUUGUUUGUCACUGUAAAGCCUUGUUGUGCAAGAAUGUGUGUACCUGAGUUCUAAGUACUGUGUUAGAGCAGGCACAGUGCUUCCGGUGAGAUCUUGAUUUGAUGUGAUAGUUCUGCAGGCUAUAGUUCUGUGUUUUUGUCCAGAAGUUGUGAUUUUUCUACCAAAUCAUCUUUAGCCCUCUCAUUUUCAGUUUCUUGCAUAUUAGGAUGAAGUUAUUGUUGAAAAGUGAAUGCCAGCAGGUAAACUACGUUAUUCCAGUAGCUGAAACUGAACCACUUCACUCAGCAUGUUGAGAAGUGCUUACUCACUGUGGCAUGUUCCUCUAUAAGGCAAAUGUAUUUAGCAUUACUGUUACAGGCCUGCUAGAGCCACGUGUACUUUGAGCAUUCCAGAUUCUUGUAGAGGUAGAGGUCUGAAGAAAUAAAUCUUUAAGUAGAGGAGAAUGUGGCCCUUCAUUAAGGGGAGUAACUCAGAUGCUUUGCCACAAUGCACAGUUGAAAUGUUUGAAUUUACUGAUAUAUCUUUGUUAUACCUAACACAUAUCGACCAUCUGUCUCUGUCCAUAACUUGGUUUUAUUCUUCCAGGAUAUUUUCAGAAACCAAAAAUAGUCUUGAGGACCAAAUGUGUUUCUUAUUUUUGACAAAAUGUAUAGAAAAUGUGAAGAAGCUUUCAGCUGUCAUUGUAAUACUUCUGAAGAGGUUCAGAGUCACUAUGUGAUUCUGUUUAAAAACAGAAGGCUUUGAUAACUAGCAAUAAUUGCAAAGGACUUGCAGACCAAAGGAAGGAAACGUUUGGUAUUAAGGUAGUUCUUGGAGCACAGUGUGGUCAAGGCCCUCUUAAAUUCAGGGAAUGUUUGGCAAUGACUCAGCUGCUCUACACUUAACAGUAUUUUGUACGGAACGUAUUCUGAGACCUAGCAUUUUAUAUGCUCUUUUUGUGUAUGAAUGCGUUCAAUAGAUUUUGAAUAUUUUAUUGUCAAACUUUGAUAAUGUAAUAAAGUUGAUCUAAUACA
This is a messenger RNA of Phalacrocorax carbo (great cormorant), 5075 nucleotides long. The record is from RefSeq and is a predicted model, not a curated record. NCBI's taxonomy places the organism in Eukaryota, Metazoa, Chordata, Aves, Suliformes, Phalacrocoracidae.